UAAAGGUUGCGCAUUUUAAUUAUAUCGUAUUAAUGGUGUUAUUAAGUAAAAUUUUGCGCUGGUUUCAUGUCGUUAGUGUUUUAUAAUAUAAUGUGUGUGUUUGCGUGAGUGUGCCGUUUAAACAGGGUGUUUCUGCUGCUUAAGAGAUUAAAAAAUCAGUGCCGAAACACAUAUGUGAUGCAAAAUCACCAACAAAUAUAUUCUGUAGAAUGACAGCAGUGGAAUAGGAGGAGGGAUGAUGGUUUUCGGGCCGGCCGAGCUGGUCGCAGGCCUCUGUCAUACAGACGAGCAGAAUCCUUUCCCUGUGUGGCAGAAUGGACACAUCAGCUCCUGUUUCAACCAGCUCGUCCUCGGAGCUUUGCCUCAUGCAGGGAUGGCAGUUUUCAGUGCCUGCUACCUCAGCAUGGCAAGAUCAGACCUCCUGCGGACGUCUCCUCCCUGUGGUUGGACCCUGCGGUGGGUGUCUGCUCUGCUGGCGGUGCUGCUCUUCACUGCAGACGUGGUCCUGGUGAGCCUCCUCCAGCGGGCCGACCUGUACCUGGACGUACUCGCCGACUGCUGCUCCAUCCUGGCCUGGCUGGUCCACUUCAGUGCCCUCAUCGUGCUCCAGAGGACGGCUUUCAGGAGAACCAGAGGACCUCCGCUGCUGGUCCUGCUGGUCCUUCUGUGCGUCCCCAACCUCGUCGUCACCUUAAUGAUUUACUGUGAAAAUGAAGAAUGUUUAAACCUCGCAGAACCUCUUGAAUUAGCACGUUUUGUGCUCGCCUUGGCCCGGACGCUUCCCCUUCUGGUGUAUCUCAUGGCUUUUGCGUUUCCCUGCAUCAGUGAUGCUGGAUACACUUUGUAUAUCAACGCUGUGGACGGAUCACCACUCAUCUCAGAGAGCGCCUGGCCGGACACCGGCGACAUGGUGGCGGAGGACGGGAGCGGCUGGGUCUCUCAGCUCUUCUACCUCUGGUUGACCCCUCUGCUCAGACGAGGGCAGCGAGGGGAGCUGGAGAGACCAGCCGAUGUUUAUCAUCUCCCUCGGAAACUUCGGACCACUGUGGUUUGUCGAUACUUCCACCAGUGCUGGGAGGCCUGCAGGCGAGGAGCGUCGGUCAGUGACAGGCAGGAUCAGUGGCCCCCGCCGGUCAGCAGGAGCCUCCUAAGUGGCUCCUGGAGUUCACACUGCCAGGAGGAAGCCCUGGAGCUGGAGGGGGAUGUAGGGCUGCUGAGGGUGCUGCACAAGGCGUUUGGGAUGCGCUACUACGUCCUCGGCGUGCUGAAGUUCGUGGUCAACAUGCUGGGCUUUGCGGGUCCUCUGCUCCUCAGCAGCCUCGUGAACUUCAUAGAGGACGAGGGAGCUCCGGUCAGCUGGGGCGCCUGGUGCGCUUUGGGGCUCUUUGCCAGCACCCUUCUCGCUUCCCUCCUCCAAAACAUCUUCGUCUUCCAGGUCUCCAAGGUGGCGCUGUCAGCACGCGCUGCGCUCGUGUCGGCCAUCUACGCCAAAGCCAUGCGGGUCAGCGGCAGCAGCCUGGCCGGCACCACGCUGGGAGAGGUGGUUAACCUGAUGAGCACGGACACCGACCGUGUGAUGAAUUUCUUCAACAGCUUCCAUGAACUGUGGAGUUUGCCUUUGCAGUUUUCCGUCACCCUCUACCUGCUGUACCUGCAGGUGGGCGUGGCUUUCCUCGGCGGGCUGGGCGUCACGCUGCUGUUGGUGCCGUUUAACAAGUUCCUCGCUUCCCGGAUCCUCCACAACAACCAGCACAUGCUCCGGCACAAGGACAGCCGGGUUAAGUUGAUGACGGAGAUCCUCUUCGGCAUCCGCGUCAUCAAGUUCUACAACUGGGAGUCUCAUUUCACCCAGAAGGUCGCCGACUGUCGUGAAAAAGAGCUUUCCAACCUCAAAGCCAUCAAGUACCUGGACGCCAUGUGUGUGUACACCUGGGCUGCGCUGCCGGUGGUCGUCUCCAUCCUCACCUUCGUCACCUUCGUGCUGCUGGGACACCAGCUGACCGCCGCCAAGGUCUUCACCACACUGGCUCUGGUGGGAAUGUUGAUCAUCCCACUCAACUCUUUCCCCUGGGUGCUCAACGGCAUCCUGGAGGCCAAAGUGUCUCUGGAGCGAAUCCAGCGCUUCUUCAAACUGACCAACCAGGACCUGCAGUCGUACUACGCCCUGGUGUCCCCUGAGGACAGUCAGACAUCGAUCCUGUUGAGUCAGGGGACGUUUUCCUGGCAGGAUCCCAACCAGGACGAAGAGAGAGAAACUGAAAGUGGCGCUGCUAAAGGAAGUCUGCAGCUGCACGCUCUCACUCUGCACAUCACCAAGGGCUCGCUGGUUGUGGUGGUGGGGAAGGUCGGCUGUGGGAAAAGUUCCUUACUGGCUGCUCUCACCGGAGAACUCAACAGGCUGAGUGGAGUGGUGUAUGUGGCGGACCGAGAGGCCGGCUUCGGUCUGGCGUCUCAGGAGCCGUGGAUCCAGCACGCGUCAGUGCGGGACAACAUCCUGUUCGGCAAAGACUACGACCCUGUCUUCUACCAGGCCGUGAUUGAGGCCUGCGCUCUCUCAGACGACCUCAACGUUUUGCCAAACGGGGACAGGACAGAAGUGGGAGAGAACGGAGUGACUCUGAGCGGAGGACAGAAGGCUCGACUGGCCCUCGCCAGAGCCGUUUACAUGGAUAAAGACAUCUACCUCCUGGACGAUCCGCUGGCUGCGGUCGACACCGACGUGGCCGAGCACCUCAUGAAGAAAUGCGUCCUGGAGCUCCUCAGGGGGAAGACCAGGAUCCUCUGCACGCACCGCAUCGAGUUUGUGGAUAAAGCUGACACGGUGGUCCUCAUGGACAACGGGACAAUCGUCAAAACAGGCACACCAGCAGAAAUCCUUCCUUUGGUUGAGGCUGUGCCGAAAAAACGGAAGAAUGACCACAACAUAAAAGAGAAAGAUGGUGCGGGGCAGGAGGACGAGGCGCCCGGCUCACCUCCUGAUCUGUGUGUGGACGAUGACCCCGACCUGUCGGGGGCGGAGCAGAAGCAGGUGGGCGGCCUGGCGUGGAGAGUCUACCAGACCUACUGGGCGGCUGUGGGCGGAGGGCUGGCCGCCUCCAUCCUGAUGUCUCUGCUCCUCAUGCAAGCCUCUAAGAACGUGUCUGACUGGUGGCUGUCUCACUGGAUCUCAGAGCUGAAAAACAACGGUUCCACUGGAACAAACUGUUCCUCCUCGGGUUCCUUCGGCUCCCCUCACCUGCUGCUCUUCUCACCUGGAGGCUUAAUGUCUCCUCUGUCGUCAGUGAACUCGUUCUCUUCCAGUAACCUGAGCUCUGACGUGAGGUAUUACCUGACGGUGUACAGCUCCAUUGCGGCGGCCAACACCGUCUUCACGGCGCUCCGAGCCUUCCUCUUUGCCUACGGAGCCAUCUGCGCUGCCACAGCCAUCCACAACAGACUGCUGGACCGCGUCCUGAAGGCCACAGUGACCUUCUUCGACACCACCCCGAUGGGUCGUAUUCUGAACCGUUUCUCCUCUGACCUGUACACGGUGGACGACAGCCUGCCGUUCGUGCUGAACAUCCUGCUGGCCAACGUGUUCGGCCUGCUGGGCAUGCUGGUGGUGAUCAGCUAUGGCCUCCCCUGGGUCCUAGUGCUCCUCCUGCCGCUGGCUCUGCUCUACCACCGCACGCAGCAAUACUACCGUCACACGUCCCGGGAGCUGAAGCGCCUGAGCAGCAUCACGCUGUCGCCCGUCUACUCACACUUCUCCGAGACACUGACGGGGCUGGGGACCAUCCGGGCCAGCAGCAGCUCCGCCAGAUUUGAGGAGGAGAUCGCCCGACGUCUGGAGCAGAACCAGCGAUGCCUGUUCCUCAGCAACGCCGCAAUGCAGUGGCUCAGCAUCCGCCUGCAGCUGAUCGGCGUCGCCGUGGUGACCGGCCUCGGCGUGAUCGCGGUCGUCCAGCACCAGUACAGUUCUGUGGAUCCAGGUCUGGUGGGUCUGUCCCUGUCCUACGCCCUCUCCAUCACAAACCUGCUGAGCGGACUCAUAUUCACCUUCACCCAGACUGAGAUGCAGCUGGUGAGCGUGGAGAGAACCGAGGAGUACUCCACGGCCCUCCCCACCGAGCCUCAGCACCAGAACACACAGCUGCCCCCAGCGUGGCCCGAGCAGGGCUGGCUGGAGUUUUGUGGCGUGGUUUUGGCCUACAGGGACGGUCUCCCUAACGCUCUGGACGGAGUCAGCCUGGUGGUGAGACCCGGGGAGAAGGUGGGCAUCGUGGGUCGCACCGGCUCCGGGAAGUCCACGCUGUUUCUGAGCCUGUUCCGUAUGGUGGAGGUGAACCAGGGUCAGAUCCUACUAGAUGGGCUGGACGUCAGCACGGUGGGCCUGGCUCAGCUCAGGUCCAGGCUGGCCAUCAUUCCUCAGGACCCCUUCCUGUUCAGCGGGACCAUCAGGGAGAAUCUGGACCCGUGUGGACGACACUCAGACCAGCAGCUGCAGGACGUCCUGGACCAGUGCCACCUCAGCGCCGUGGUCCACAGGAUGGGUGGCCUGGGUGCUGCUGUGGGGGACAGAGGGAGGUCUUUCUCUGUGGGUCAGAGGCAGCUGCUGUGUCUGGCCCGCGCUCUGCUGACUCAGGCCAAGGUCCUGUGUAUCGAUGAAGCCACGGCCAGCGUGGAUCAAAAGACGGACAAACUGCUGCAACAAACCAUCAGAGAGAAGUUUCAGGACAAGACCGUCCUCACUAUCGCACACAGGAUCAACACCAUCAUGGACUGUGACCGGGUGCUGGUGAUGCAUGCUGGGAAGGUGGUGGAGUUCGACACACCGGCGGCUCUCUGCCAGACGGACAGAUCCGUCUUCCAGGGGCUGGUCGGCUGGACAGGAGAGUGACCCCGCUGCAGAGACACUGGAAAUAUAUAUUUUUAUAUUUUCUUUUUAUCCUGGAAGGUUUUCCUGAGAACUUGCUGGCUUUUGUCUGCACCGUCCUGCUUCACACCUUUAAAACUUUUACAGCAGACGCCUAAAAAACUCUUUUACUGUUGGAGCAACAAAGUGGGGAAUGCUUUGCUCCAGGUUUCUGUUUGGAUAUUUUCUUGUUUUAUUCUGCCGUUUAGUUUCUUUGUGGAUGAUUUCAAUGCUGAAACAGCAUUCAUUUUUGUUUUUAUGAACUUCUGAAUUUUAUUCUAAAAACUACACUUCCCUUAAAUGACUGUUUUGCCUACUUGAUCUACUUUUUGG
This is a messenger RNA of Centropristis striata (black sea bass), 5227 nucleotides long. RefSeq names its product ATP-binding cassette, sub-family C (CFTR/MRP), member 10 (gene abcc10). Gene Ontology annotation, cellular component: membrane. The record is from RefSeq and is a predicted model, not a curated record. The transcript has 23 exons. Bases 236 to 4879 code for a protein of 1547 amino acids. Gene Ontology annotation, molecular function: ABC-type transporter activity; ATP hydrolysis activity; ATP binding. Gene Ontology annotation, biological process: transmembrane transport. NCBI's taxonomy places the organism in Eukaryota, Metazoa, Chordata, Actinopteri, Perciformes, Serranidae.